AUGCAAAUCUUUUAUCUCGUGGUCGCAUUCAUCCUAGCGGCUACCGCCAUUGAAUCAGCCGCCGUUGAACGCUCUGAAUUCAAAUGUUGUCUCGCUCUCCUGAAAGACGAUGUACUUUCUGGAAAGGUUUUGACUCCGUGCAAUGAGGAUUUCCACCAUCGCUUGGAGUCGUACUACUCCGCCAAUGCGGCUGAGCCACCUCGCUGCAUGGUGUUGCCUCAGACCGCUGAAGACGUCGCCAGGACCAUCCAGAUCAUAUCUGCUCGAAACUGUUCUUUUGGGAUGAGAAGCGGGGCUCACUCGGCGUUUCGCGAUUCGAACGGGCUCAAGGAUGGCAUCACAGUCGAUUUCGGCUACAUGAACUCGACCGAAUAUGACCCGAGCACCGGCAUCGCUUCCGUCCUUCCAGGCUCGAACUGGGGCGAUGUAUACUCCGCUCUGGAUCCGUUUGGUGUCACGGCUAUUGGAGGACGAGCUUCUGUCGUUGGGGUUGGGGGUUUUACUACGGGCGGUGGGUACUCUUUCCACAGCAACAAGAGAGGAUUCGCCUGCGACAAUGUUGUCAACUUCCAGGUUGUUCUCGCCAAUGGUUCCAUUAUCGACGCCAACGCGCACGAGAACUCUGGUCUCUGGAGAGCUCUCAAGGGGGGCUCGGGAAACUUUGGUUUCAUCACACGGGUUGACGUCGAUGUCGUUCGUUCGACCCAGAUAUGGGGCGGGAUCACAACAUACGACCUGAGCAAGACAGGCGACGUGGUCGACGCUUACGUGAAUUUCGUCAACAACAUGGACGAGAACCCGGCCAGCCAGGCCAUCGUGACUCUGCUGUAUGGCCAGCAGGGGAUGAGCCUUGUCGCAGUAUUAACAAACAGUGACGCGAAAAGCACCGCGCCCGCUUUCCAAGAAUUUGCCAGCAUUGCCAACGUUUCAAGCACAGCUCGCGUCGGAUCUGUCGCAGAGAUGGUUCCU
Molecule: messenger RNA, 969 nt
Organism: Colletotrichum abscissum
Lineage: Eukaryota; Fungi; Ascomycota; Sordariomycetes; Glomerellales; Glomerellaceae
Product: FAD binding domain-containing protein
Exons: 5
Molecular function (GO): FAD binding
Source: RefSeq, a predicted model, not a curated record